AAAAACUUAUAUCAAUUUUUGUAUAUUUAUUGAUCAGAUGUAAAUUAACUUUGCUAGUUUUGUACUAUAUCAAGAACUUGCAUAACUUCCUUGCUUUAUCAUGGGAAAUAUCGCUUUACAUUUCGGAUUUUAUUUCAUCCUUAUAAAUUCAGCAUUGAGCAGCACGAUAUUAUCCAGUGCAAGGGGAGAGGAAUCUUAUUACAGUACUAUAGUCAUUUUUAAUAUCACAGACCCUAAAACUGGACAUUUUGAAAAGUUGGGAUCUGCUGAUCCACAUGAUGAUAUUGGAAAAUAUGGAUCAGCAUCACCAAAAAAGAAUGUAACAGGAGUAAUUGCACUUCCGUUAAAUCAAUCUGGUCAUAUCUAUGGAUGCACUGAAGCGUAUAAUGAUGUUAAAUUGAAAGUUCCAUGGGUUGCAUUAGUUGAAAGAGGGGAGUGUACAUUUGCAAAAAAGAUUGAAAAGGCUUUCAAUGCUAAUGCAUCAGGAAUAAUCGUGUUUGACACAAAGAACGAUGUUAUUGUAAUGAGCCAUGAAGGUGCUGACCAAAUUGUAUCAGUUACCAUAUCACGAGAUGUGGGAAGAGAAGUUGCUAGAAGAGUUAAUAAUGGACAGAAAGUAACUGUCAAUGUCAUUCCUGGACAGCGAUAUGACAAUGGAUACCCUCUAAGAAACAAAACAUCUAUCAUCUUUGUAUCCUUGUCUUUUCUUAUUUUAAUGAUCAUAUCAUUGACAUGGCUCAUCGUUUAUUAUGUACAGAGAUUUAGGCUCGUCCAGACUCCUGAUAUUUUGAAGCAACGACGAAAUCAAGCAAGAAAAAUUAUUAAUGAACUGCCAAAGAAGAUACUGAAAGAAGGUGAUAAAGAACUUUUGAAUGACGACAUUUGUCCCAUUUGUAUCGAGAGUUAUAAAGUUUGCGAUAUUUUAAGGAUAUUACCAUGCGAUCACAUCUUGCAUCGGAAAUGUGUUGAUCCCUGGUUAAGAAUGAAGGAAACGUGUCCGAUGUGCAAGUUGGAUGUUUUGAAAUGCAGAGGACUGAAGCCUUCUUCUCAUGAUUCACAUCCAAUAUUUGGUCCAACUUCCAGUGCUCCAGUUGUAGAAGUGUGGGAGCCCGAAAGAGAUGAAGCAACCAUUGUUUCAACUUCGACCGAUUCUCUUGUCCACGGAUCCCAUGAAUCUACCGCACUUGUCGUGGUUGAGUCUUCUCGCUCAAUUGAAAGUGAAAACAACAAUAAUAGAUUAGACUCUAAUGCACAUAACACACAUGAUCCUGAUAUUCCAGGACCUUCAACCCAAGCAUGAAUUUGAAUAAUAAUUUUGUGUUGUUUUUUGUUUAACGCAUGUAAAUCAGUUAUUCUCUAAUGCGAGACUGGUAUUCAUAUGCUGUGAAGGGAAUUGUUUGUCAUUAAAGUCCUUUCACUAAUGCCAUAUCGAUUUGUUCUUUUCAUAUCAUGAUUGGGUUUUGGACAAAAUGUUGACUCAAAAAAGUUAAAUGAUCGGUUUGUUUUGUGUGAUAUCUUCAGUAACGUAACUUUCGUUUUAUUUUACUCUCUGAUUUACAAAAAGCACUUAUCUGUUAUUCAUGCUCUAUCCUGUAUCAAGUAGCGAUUUUGUGUCAUUUAUUUUUUUACAUUUGCUUCUUCGGAGUGAAUAUUUAUCUGCACCAGAUUGGUAACCCUAGUAGUGCCAAGGUUUGAUGUUUCUCAAUCAACCAGUUACUACUCGAAUAGAGUAGAAUGUCGUUUGGAGUAAAAGGUGUGAAACGCUUCAUAAAACUAUCUAAAUACCCACUCUCAGUUUCAAAGUUUUUAAAUUUUGUUUUGAUUAAUUGACACCAUACAUAUAUUGUAACAGAAACUGUUGUUAUUAUUUAACUCCACUGAAACAUAAGUCAUCAAAUGAUGGUUUAAUAGGUGGUUUAAUAGGUGAUCAGAUUCUUGAAUCAUUUUCUGGGCAGUUUGCAUGAAAUCAUUAUGGAAUCCAAUUUUCACAAAGGAAUUAUUCUACUAGCCUUGAAUAAUGAAAGCAACUUGCAACUCAUAAAAUCAUGUCAAAAAACCACCAUUUACAAGCAACAAUUUGCUAUUUUCAAGGCCUAGCUUUGUGUUCUAAUUUUAUCUCAUUUUUAAAGUCUUGUUUGAAACACCAGAUUUUAUACAAAAUCCAAAUGGAACCACUCUUUCUCGGUUUUCCAGCGAAUUUUUAUCCUCGUGAUAAAUCGAAUUUUGAGAGCUGAGUAUUUCUUUGUAUCAUAUAUCAACACAAUCUUGUCUAAAUUUCAACUUCCUGAGUGUAAGUAAGCUUGUUUUGAAUGCUUAUUUUGCUUAGACAUGCAAACAUGAUAUGCCACAUUCAUUUGAUUUACUUUUAAGCCCAGUACUGACAGUAUUGCUCUAUUUUUCCGUUUUCUUCUAUCUGUGUAAAUAGGUUUUCUUUUCUUCUUAACUCUGUAGAAUAGAAAUAUUUUUUUCAAUAAUAUUAGCACAUAUUAUGGGCUCCGACAUCAUUGAGAAAUCUCAUAUACAGAGAUGUAAAUCUUGAAAUUGUAAUAUUCCAAAACUGUAAAGCAACAUUGCCACUUAUGCCAUGUUUAUUCUUCGUCGAAGUGGUCAGACAGACACAAAGUGUAAAAACUGGAUGGAGAACUAGGAUAUUGCAAUAAUUUUUAUGAAAGGCUCCCUUGUUGCUAUCUUCCUGUAAGCAGCACUGAAAAUCUAUUAUGACUGUACUCUCGAAGUUGUGCAACUUUUGGGUACAAGGCUAUUACGACUGGUAGAUCAUGACAAGACUGUUGGUUUAUAAUAUGGGCCCAACAACAUAACAACUUCAUGUUCUCACAAUCCAAUUCAUUUUUAGAAAAUCCAAUUCCACAUUGCGAAAUAUUACUUGGUAUAUAGUCAUUGAGAUUGCAAUUUCCUUGGAUUGAACUGACCCAUUAGCUUAAUCAAGGUUAACUAAAAUUCUACUGUGUUGUUUUAUAUAGAUCUCAUGUUCCCAGUUAAAAUGUAUAAUUUGGAAUUACAUCUUGAAGAAAGAUAUUUCUUGGAUGAAACAUCAUUAUUUCAAGUGAUUCAACCCUUCUGUCAUUCAUUUACUGGGCGAAACCUGGCUUGCAAAGCUCCACAUGCCCUUUCUGCAUUUUAUUUAGUGCCGUUUUGUUUGAUUUUCUUUCGUUUUUGUCUGGUAUUCUAUUUUUCUUUUUGAACUGAUAAUUGUAUUAAUCACAGUUUUCCCUACGGUUAUUACAAAUAUAGAAAACUUUGUUUUA
Messenger RNA from Styela clava, 3266 nucleotides. RefSeq names its product RING finger protein 150-like. The record is from RefSeq and is a predicted model, not a curated record. Lineage: Eukaryota; Metazoa; Chordata; Ascidiacea; Stolidobranchia; Styelidae.